GCUGCUAAUUGAAAGACACAAAUAAACAAGAAAACACGGAGCCACAAGACCUGGUCGCGAGAAGACGUCUGGAAUGAAAACCACAAACGCCAUACAAUCGACCCCCAAACAAUCUAUUUAACAUUCUAUUUGGUUCGAAUAGAGUUGACCAUGCUUCUGGUAAUUUUACUGAUGCAUGUCAUAGUGACACUGGUGAGAGGAUCACCAUGGCAACCAAGUGUCACCAUGUGGCAUUUUCUAGCCUCUAAGUCAGGCUGCCCUAACGGACUUGUUGCUGGCGUGGACCGUUUGAACAUCAGAAUCACGGUGAACUCUUCAGAAAAUGAUAGUUGGCACGUGAACAGAGACUUCGGCCUCAUUCGAACCUCGCCCGAUAAGAGUGCUGUGGAGUUGGUGUGCCUUUACACCCUUAACGAAGCCAAUCGAUGCAAGGUGAGUAAAGGUGUCUUCGCAGUACACAGCUGCCAAUGCUUCAAUCAUCUCAGAUUCCAUGGGCAGCUGCUCUUCCUUGCAGAGCUCUCUGUUCAGAAGAAGGACCAGAAGGACGCCUACGCCUUCUUCUGGAAGUUCGCCAACGCCACUACAAGUUCGCCCGUAGAAUACGCCAAUGCAACCAAUACAUAUGCUGGCAAAAGAUGGAAACUGCCGGAGUGGAUUUUCGAUACAGUCAACGAAUGUAAAGUAGCAAAAAGGCGGAUAAAAAGACAAGUCAGUGAAAUGUCUAUCGCUUUCAGGCCUAGAUUAGUUAUGAUGCCAUACACGAGCUCCGAAAUCCGCCCUCAGUAUAAGUGUAUCUAUGGACUGACCAACGGUAUGGGUAAACUUUUCGUCAGGGUGAUGAUCGAGGCUUCCAACGAUUGGCGCAUCUACGCGGAGUAUGGCUUCGUCAGACACAAUAUACAGUAUGUUAAUGAUCUGUCAAAAGCCACUUUGCUGUGUAGUGUAAAGUUUACAUCGCCGACAUCGACGGUGAAAACAGAAGACCGCUCUGGGUGCUGCAGCUGUAGCAUGACAAACGUCGAAGACGGCACCAUGGCAACGCUAGCGAUAAAUGUGAUGAGGUCGUAUCAGCUGUAUCCCAUGUCUUUCUACUGGCAGAAGAACAUCGGUGGCAAAACGUACAAAGUCUUCAGCCCCAAGUAUUUCAUCAGAGAGACAAUCUUUAAUUCAAAAGAUGAAUGCACGCGUUUUGGUGAUUCGCAAAAAGUAAAAUUAGCAGCGUAUGAACCUAAGAAGACCCUGGAAAUGGCUCCCUACAUCAGCCCUCAGACGACCUGUCCUUACGGACUUCUGGCCUUUAUGGACAUCUUAUUAAUACGCGCCUACCUCAACGUUGGGAGCGAUAAAAGCUGGCUGUUGGGCAAAUAUGUCGGAUUUCAACGUCACAUGCCGGACAACACACUGGAAACUGAAUGCACCUUGCGAUUCACGUCAAGCAAUUCCUACAGCAUCAUCGCCUUCGGUCCGAUGGUGCGUACGUGUGAAGCGUUCGUCUUCCCCAACGAAAACAGGGUCGCAUUUUAUCUCAGGACCACGUUAGAAACAGAAUAUUGGCAUGCAUCCUACUCCCUCUACUAUUUCUUACUGGGGCGUACCGAACUAGCGUCAACGGACCGUGUCUACAGUGAGAAACUCUUCGUUCUGGAUGACGUCUUCGAUGAAGAAUCUAAAUGUGCUAAUCCAGACAUCAAGAGAGAUAGGUGUCUAGAGCCAGAGACCGAAUUGCCAUAUGUAAAUUUUCAAUCGGGAGUACCCGCUGGCACAAUCAAAUCUUGUCUAUUCGGCUUAGUAUCAGGCGUUGAUAGUUUUCAACUGGUGACCACGUUUCAACUGAAGAGAUUUGAUUGGCUCCUAUACAAGGAGAUCAGGGUCACGCGAGCAACAAAUACCAGCAGGCCUGUUACUGUAUGCACCGUUACCGUCAACACAGACAACCCCGAUAAUUGCAAGACCGCCAAACUCAUCGUCUCCGAUUGCGUCUGCGGUGUAGAGUUUCAGAACAGCGUUAAAAUCUUAAGGGUCAGCAUAGUCAAGGUCGUAGACAUCACCGACAGGUUUUACAUGUACACCGUCUCUUACUAUAAUAUGGAGUUCGAUAUGGACGUCCUAACGCCCAUACAGAAGAAGGUUGGGACAUGGAACCUCCCGGAUAAUAUCUUCGAUAGUAAAGCUCAAUGUUUGGCCUUUGGAGAAAAAAGUAAAUCCACAUGGUCAGGUUCUACGACAGUAUCCCCUUUUAUCAUUCAACAUAUAGAUCCAGUCAAAGAAUGUAAUAAAGUAGUAAGGCGAAUAAAAAGACAAAUUACUGAAACGUCCAACGCUUUCAGACCUACAAUAGUGAUUAUGCCAUGCACAACCUUCGACAUCCGCCCUCAGUAUAAGUGUGACUAUGGAGUAAUCCAUGGUGUGGGUCGAUAUUCGAUCAGGGUGCUCAUCGAGGCUUCCAACGACUGGCGCAUCAACGCGGAGUAUGGCUUCGUCAGACACAAUAUCAAGUAUGUUAAUGAUCUGUCAAAAGUCAAUUUGUUAUGUAGUGUCAAAUUUGAAUCACCGACAUCUGAGUUGAAAACAGAAGACCCAUCUGCAUGCUGCAGUUGUACAAUGACAAAAGUCACUGGGGGCAUCAUGGCAACACUAUCGAUAAGCGUGAUGAAAAUUUAUCAGUUGUAUCCUCUGUCUUUCUUCUGGCAGAAAAAAAUCGGUGGCAGAAUGUACACAGUCCUAAGUCCUAAGUACUUCUUCCAGGAAACUAUUUACAAUUCAAAAGAAGAAUGCAUGCGUAUUGGAAACGCACAAAAAGCAAAAUUAGCAGCAUAUGAACCUAGGAAGACCCUGGAAAUGGGUCCCUACAUCAGCCCUCAGACGUCUUGUCGUUACGGACUUCUUUCCUUUAUGGACCUCUUAUUAAUACGCGGCUACAUCAACGUUGGGAGUAAUAAAAACUGGCUGCUGGACAAAUAUGUCGGAUUUCAACGACACAUGCCGGACAACACACUGGAAAUUGAAUGCAUGUUGCGAUUUACGUCCAACAGAACUUACAUCUUAAUUAGCGUUGGUCCGUUGGUGCGUACGUGUGAAGCGUACAUCUUUUCAAAGGAAAACAAGGUUGCAUUUUAUCUCAGGACCACGCUAGAAUCAGAAUAUUAUCAUGCACCGUACUCAUUGUACUAUUUCUUGCUGGGGCGUCCUGAACUAGCGGCAACGGACCGUGUUUACAGUCAGAAACUCUUCAUACUGGAUGACAUCUUCGAUGAAGAAGACCAGUGUUGGAAUCCAGCCGUCAAGAGAGAGAGGAGCCUCGAGCCAGAUUCCGAUUUGCCAGAUGUAACAUUUGAAAAAGUAAAACCCCUUGGCACAAUCUGGUCUUGUUUAUUCGGCUUAGUAUCAGGCGCUGAUAGUUAUCAAUUGGUGAUCACGUUUCAACUGAAGAGAUUUGAUUGGUUCGUUUACAAGGAAAUUAGGGUCACGCGAGCAACAAAUACCAGCGUACCUGUUACUGUCUGCACCGCGUCCAUCAGCAGUCAGGAACCCGAUAGAUGUAAAGCCGCCAAAUUCAUCGUCUCCGAUUGCUUCUGUGGUUUUGAGUUUCAGAACAACGUAACGCUCUUAAAGAUCAACAUAAUCAGGGCCGUAGACAUCACCGACCAGUUUUACAUGUACACCGUCUCCUAUUAUCAUAUGGAGUUUGAUAUGGACUUUCUACAGCCUAAACAAAAAAUUAUUGGGGCGUGGCGUCUCCAGUCAUUGAUCUUCGAUACUAAAAGCGCAUGUUUAGGAUACGGUUUAGCUCAUCAGUCUAUAUGGUCAGGUGCUGCGAAAGAAAACCUUUUUAACGUACGACAUAAAGAAUCGUUACUUGUCCUGUGUCUUCAUACUUUCGUGACUAUGGUGAUAGCGUCAGGAGUCUUGUAGCAACCUAUUUUCAAUGUAACAAAAGAAGAUGCUUUGGUUACGUGUUUUCAAAUAAAGUGUAAUCAAAAAAUA
Biomphalaria glabrata is the source of this 3984-nucleotide messenger RNA. RefSeq lists its product as uncharacterized. The record is from RefSeq and is a predicted model, not a curated record. Bases 151 to 3912 code for a protein of 1253 amino acids. The transcript has 27 exons. Lineage: Eukaryota; Metazoa; Mollusca; Gastropoda; Planorbidae.